UCUCUCAGUCGAACAGAACCCAGCAGUUCUCCGGUCCAGUUGGCAGAAUGACAACCACGGCACUCAAGUUCGCCCGUCACAUGGAGCGAGCCCAGGGCAUCGGGACCAACAGUAAUGCAGUCAAAUUCAGCAAGCAGGACUACAGCUCCCUGAAGACCCAGUGCCUGGAAAAGGGAGUUCUGUUUGAGGACAACCUUUUCCCUGCGAGCCACAGGUCCCUGGGCUACAACGAGCUGGGGCAGUACUCCUCCAAAACCCGGGGCUUGGUCUGGAAGAGGCCAAAGGAGCUGUGCCCCAACCCCCAGUUCAUCGAUGGUGGAGCCACAAGAACGGACAUCUGCCAAGGAAUGCUGGGUGACUGCUGGCUCCUGGCCGCCAUCGCCUCUCUUACGCUCGAUGAGGAGAUCCUGGCCCGUGUGGUUCCUCCGGGACAGUCUUUCGAUGAGGACUAUGCUGGGAUCUUUCACUUCCAGUUCUGGCAGUAUGGAGAGUGGGUGGACGUGGUGAUCGACGACAGGCUGCCCACCAGAGACGGGGAGCUGCUGUUCGUCCACUCGGCCGAGUCCUCCGAGUUCUGGAGCGCCCUGCUGGAGAAGGCCUACGCCAAGGUGAAUGGCAGCUACGAGGCCCUGGCUGGUGGCACUACCACAGAGGGCUUUGAGGACUUCACCGGCGGGAUCUCAGAAAUCUACACCAUGGACAAAGCUCCCCCGCAGCUCUUCAAAAUCAUGCAGAAAGCCCUGGGCCUUGGGUCCCUCUUGGGCUGUUCCAUCGAUAUCACCAGUGCCUAUGAUUCAGAGGCGCUGACCACACAGAAGCUGGUGAAAGGCCACGCCUACUCCGUCACUGGGGCUCAGGAGGUGACCGUGGGCGGCAGGACCGUGGAGCUGGUGCGAAUCAGGAACCCCUGGGGACAGGUGGAGUGGACAGGGGCCUGGAGCGAUGGGUCACAGGAAUGGGACGGCGUUCCCGAAGACGAGAAGGAAAACCUACAACGCGCAGCUGACGACGGCGAAUUCUGGAUGUCCUUUGUAGACUUUAAGAGACAGUUCUCCAAGCUGGAGAUCUGCAACCUGACCCCAGACACACUGACCAGUGAUGAGGUUGGCCGCUGGAGCUACCACCAGUUUGAGGGAAUUUGGAGAGUGGGCUCCACUGCUGGAGGCUGCAGAAACUACGCAGCCACCUUCUCCUCCAACCCCCAGUUUGCCAUCACGCUGGAGGAUGAGGACGAUGACCCCCUGGAUGAAGAUGGCUGCACCCUCCUGGUGGGGCUCAUGCAGAAGGACGGCCGAAAGGAUAAGAGUUUUGGCACUGACCUCAACACCAUCGGAUACGCCAUCUACAAGGUGCCUGACGAGUACAAGGGCCGCACCAACAUACACCUGGGGCCGGACGUGUUGCUGAGGCAGAAGGCGGUGGCCAUGAGCUCAACCUUCAUCAACACGCGCGAGGUGUGCGACCGCUUCUGCCUGCCCCCCGGGCAGUACGUCAUUGUCCCAUCCACCUACGAGGCGCACAAGAAAGGCAGCUUCCUCCUGCGGGUCUUCUCUGAGAAGCAAGCCGCAGCCAGCCAGAUGGACGAAGAGAUCAAAGCAAAAGUAGAGCAGCAUGAAAUCUCUGAGAAAGACGUGGACCCCCAUUUCAAACUCCUGUUCAAGAAGAUUGCUGGAAAUGAUUCUGAAGUGUCUGUUUUUGAACUUGUCGAAGUUUUGAACAGAGUUGUAUCCCAAAGAGCAGACAUCAAGACCGAUGGAUUUAGCCUUGAGACUGGUCGUCUCAUUAUCAGCCUUUUAGAUAAAGAUGGAAGUUCCACACUGGGCCUGGUUGAGUUCCAUAGUCUCUGGAUGAAGAUCCAGAAGUAUCUGGAAAUCUUCAAGAAACACGACCAGGACCAUUCUGGCACCAUGAGUUCCCAUGAGAUGAGGGGAGCUCUUUCGCAAGCAGGAUUCCAGGUAAACAACGACAUCCUACACAACAUUGUGGGCCGCUACGCCGACCAGGAGUACGCCAUAGACUUCGACUGCUUCGUGGGCUGCCUGAUACGGCUGGAGAUGCUCUUCAAAAUGUUUAAAACCCUUGACAAAGCUGGCAGUGGGAAGAUCGAGCUGGAUUUGUCGCAGUGGAUGUGUCUGGCAAUCCAUUAAAAGAAGAUUCAGAAGACCAUUUAUUUGCUGACCAUUGUGACGUAACAGCUAUACUGGAUCCACCAUGAAAUGUGUUGUAGAUCUUGUUUUGUGGAUGAAAUUAUUAUUAUUUUUGCUUCAAUGUGAUAUGUACAAGAGGUGUCGCAUGAUAGCUACUUUAGGCUAAAGCUACUUUUGUGGGCAAAAGUGGUAGCCUAUCUUCAACAUAAAGUUUUAAAUUAUAUCACAUCAACUUUUGAUACCUUUUGGAAUUACAAUUUCUUAACUGUUCAUUGAGACCAAUAAGCUUUUAAGUGUCCUUGCCACAGUUUGUUCCGGGUCUCACAGCUUUUAAAGAUGCACAACUUUGUGUGGUAUAUGACCUAUACUCUGUAUCCUGUAAUUGUAAUAAGAAUGUUUUAAAUCCACAUUUUGACCAUGUGUCUCAAUUGGUCUUUCAGACACAUUUAUUGUAGCUACAGCAAUGUUUCAAAUUCAAUAAUGCGCUCCCAAAGUAGGCUAUUCGGGGAUUUCCCCCGUCACCUCUACCAUAUCGAAUAAUCAUGCAAUGCUUCCAAACUGGAAUUCAAAGUUUGCUCCAACAGCACUGAAAACGAUUGGUGUUAGAAGACUGGUUGAUGUUGCUUUUAGGUUGAUUGAUUUAUUAAAGCGGUUAUGCUGGUUGUGUGUGA
Anguilla anguilla (European eel) is the source of this 2818-nucleotide messenger RNA. It is a transcript of the gene capn8, whose product is annotated as calpain 8. Gene Ontology annotation, molecular function: calcium-dependent cysteine-type endopeptidase activity; calcium ion binding. The coding region runs from base 48 to 2147 and encodes 699 amino acids. The transcript is spliced from 21 exons. Gene Ontology annotation, cellular component: cytoplasm. Lineage: Eukaryota; Metazoa; Chordata; Actinopteri; Anguilliformes; Anguillidae. The record is from RefSeq and is a predicted model, not a curated record. Gene Ontology annotation, biological process: proteolysis.